UUAAUGGGCAAUGGUACAAGCAGUAUAAGGGAGCCGAAUUCACACUUACCGAAAACUUCCAUUAUAAGAUGGAACAAACGUAUAAGCCAACAUUGCUUAAUUUUCUUGAAAGAGGCACAACCCUGCCACCGCUAUGGUGUCGCACCAGUUAAUAGCAGAGGUGCUGUUGCCGUGUGAGGCAGUGCAGAUGGGGCUUCAGAGUGUGGUGCUGAAGGCAUCUAACCAGACCCUCUGUCCACAACUACAGACACAAAUGGAGUGCAGUAUUGCAGAGACUGAGGAGAGCCGAAGAGCUGAGGAGCUGCUAAGUUUUGCAAAUUCAAAAAAAUCUGAAAAACUUUUGAGCGUCAUCAGUGCAGCUGUUCCCAGCAGCAUUCUACCACCUGGCUGCUGUGCAGAUCUUUUUGAUAUUCGGGCAGGCAGAAGUGGUCCUGACGACAGAAUCUAUAACAAACAUGCGGAUAUUCGAAUGAUGAUUCCACGUGGUGCCACUAUCCUGGAGUGGAGGAGCAAAAAGAGCUCUUGGAGCUCUGUUGUUAUUUAUGGCCACAAGAAAUUCACUGGUGGUAUUGGGGAUGAAGAUAAUGAGCAGCCAGAAAAUAAUGAAAAGUGGCGUGAGUACUUCAUAGCAGAGCCCAGCGAGGCGACCUCAGUAGUGUGCAUGGACAAGCUGAAUGGAGAGGCGGCACACAUUAGCUGCAGAUAUAUUGAUGAUCAGUUUUAUCUCAUUGUGGGAAGCAAGAAUGUUCACAUGCUCAUCAGAGGAUCUUGUGAUAUUGAUCAGUAUGAAGGAUCCAGAUAUGUGUAUGCAAAGGCUAUUGCUGCGACUGUUUGUGACACCCUAGCAUCCUUAGAUGCAAGGAAGCGACAUCUGCUGCUUAGUUUCCUCCACCACACAAGGUGUACACUGGUGGGUGAGAUCCUGCAGGAAAAGAGCCAACACAUUGUAAAUCUAAGCCACCUGACCAAGCCACAGGUGGUGAUAAUAGCUAUGACACCCACUUACACCGGAUGUCAGGAGAAGAGCCUCUUGGCUGUACCACCUCACCAUCUGCUUGACUUCUGCUGUGCUCUGGGUCUGCGCACUGUCACCUACACUGUCAUACCUGUCACUCAAGCCAUGGACCAAAAGGCACUGGUAAGAAGAAAAAUAGACAGUGAAGGAGAGGUGUUCUAUUACCUAGACAAGAAUGAUGAUACCAUUGGCCUGGUGAAGGUGAAGACAGUGUGGUAUGUUAUCCUGAGAGCACUGCGGGAGAAGGCUGUGUACUCAUUCACUACAGGAAAAAAGAAGUCACACUGGGACAUAUCAGAUUGUGUCAGAUCAACCCACAAGCGAUUCACCGAGAUUCAGAAAUGGCUCAAGUUUUCUGAUGAGUAUCUUCAUAGCUGGCAGAAUCUUGCAAGGAACUUUCUUCACUGGUUAAAUGAAGAAGUAAAGGCAAGAAAAGAAGAACCAGGCAAAAUACGACCUGCCUUCCCAAUGAUAUGGAACAAGUUUUUAAGGACUACAAAACAGUUAGAUCAAAUAGAACUAAAAUUUAAGUAGCGAUCUGUGAUGCCACCAGUGAGAAAAGUGAUUUAUAAAUUUGAUUAAGUGUUUAUGUGUUUGUUUGUAUGAUAUUUUUAUGAUUUUUGUAAGCAAAGUGCACCAUUGUGUUGAGAGGUAUUCUGAACUUCAGUAUAUAGUGGCAAGUGGAGAUGCUGUCUACAGAAACUGACCUCUUUAUCACACCUCCAUCUCAGUGAAGGUAUGAAUCUUGUGUCCACAAUGUGAGUGCUAAGUAAGUAUGAGAGCUUAUUUCAAUCUUGUGUUGAUAUGAUACAUGAAAUUAAAAACUAACAAAAAUUG
Molecule: messenger RNA, 1852 nt
Organism: Portunus trituberculatus (swimming crab)
Lineage: Eukaryota; Metazoa; Arthropoda; Malacostraca; Decapoda; Portunidae
Exons: 8
Coding region: 134-1549 (471 amino acids)
Source: RefSeq, a predicted model, not a curated record